Molecule: messenger RNA, 1572 nt
Organism: Babesia microti strain RI
Lineage: Eukaryota; Apicomplexa; Aconoidasida; Piroplasmida; Babesiidae
Exons: 3
Coding region: 1-1572 (523 amino acids)
Source: RefSeq, a predicted model, not a curated record
AUGCAUAAAUUCAACAUGUAUAGGUACAAUCUAAUUGUCAAAUUGGGAAUACUUCGGUUUAAACCUGUAAAUUCGUUGAAGAAUGUAAGAUUUAGCAGUAUGUCGUUUUACGAAGUUAAAGGACCAAAGCACACUUCUAAACAUGAUUAUACUGGAGAGAUUGAUAGUUGUUCGGUUGAUAAACCAGAUAAUAUAGUAAAAACAGAUACUGUGAUGGGGUUUUUGAAAUCUCCCGAAUAUCAGCUGCUAAAAGCAACAACGCCAACACCUACCGCUAUCUUGAAUUCCUUCUACAAUUACUCCCCGCCCAUCAAAUGUGAAAGUCUGGGAGAUUUCAAGCUGUAUAGAUGGGGUAAUGUUGAAUUGAGUGGUUAUCAUAAAUUAACAGAUUUUUUGUGGUAUCUAGGUGUAAAUAAUGUGAUUGACAAACAAGAAAUUGAGAAAUUCUCACACAAUUUCUCCAUCGCAGAAUUGAGUGUUGAUGAUGCGGUUAGGAUGCUUUUGGUGUUUGAAGGUCUAAACGGGCCGCUAAAUGUAUGUUCACUAGCAAUGUACGAACAUUUAUUUCACGAUAAACCUGUAACGACACAACAGCUGUUGUCACUAGCUUUUGCAUUGGGAAAGGUCAGACAUUCAAUUGAUACACUAACUCUUCCAUUAGUGUCAAUUUUGCAUAAAAAACCCUUGAAAUUGGAUGAAAGGAUCAAACUAUUUCUCGCAGUUUCAAGGCUAGAACCCACAAUAAAUCUCAUUGAAUUUUAUACAUUCAGCACCAAGAAAUUAUCAGAUGAUUGCAAUGAAAGUGAUUUAUUAUUUCAAGUGAUUAAUAUGGAUCGAUGGGAGGAAGAUAUUAGGAAAGAUGGUUAUGUUGACCAAUACAAUCUUACUGAUUAUCCCGUUUCCUUGACUUGCUUGCAAAUACUUCAGCUGAUAAAUGGACUGUCAAACAUUUCUCUGGAGUGGAUAAUUGGAUCUGUGCAUAAGAGGAUCGAAUUGAAACGCCUAUGGAAAUCAAAUUUGGGGGAGGAAAUUAUAUACCGAGACCAAAUGUUUUCAUAUCGCACUCCUUUAGUAGCAUUUUGUAAGAUGCUGCUAUCUAAUUUGAACAAAAUGGAAUUCAAUAUAGUGGGAUUCUAUGUCGUUGAGCGUAAUUUAAUUAAUUUGCCUAUACAUGGAGUGUCAUUAGCCCAUGUACUCAAUGUGAUCGAUGAGGUGGGAAAUCUUGAAGCAGAAAAUUCGCACUUUUGCAACAUUUCAGCUACAACCCACCAACUCAUUCCUUCAUGUAUUUCAGAUAUUACAGAAUUCAUUAAGAUUCUCAAGCAUAAGUAUACAACCGUAGUAACAAUAUUGGAGUCAUUCGUCACAAAUAUGGAGCGAAAAUAUGAUAUAAGUCAGAGCGAUUAUGUGGAUACAGAAUACUAUAAUAUUAAGCAAAAUACUAAUAAAAAUUUGAAUGAUUUGAGCGAAAUAAUAAGAAAGAUGGGGGAAUCUAAUAAGGAUUUGAAGGAUAAACUUACCAAGUCAUUUGAGAAGAUAAAGUAUAUCUCACAGAAAGUUAAUUUGGAUUAA